Trichomonas vaginalis G3 is the source of this 2550-nucleotide messenger RNA. RefSeq names its product biological adhesion protein. The coding region runs from base 1 to 2550 and encodes 849 amino acids. NCBI's taxonomy places the organism in Eukaryota, Parabasalia, Trichomonadida, Trichomonadidae. The transcript has a single exon. The record is from RefSeq and is a predicted model, not a curated record.
AUGAAUAAUGAUAUAGUAAAAAAUCCUGUGUGUAACGAAGAAGAAGACUUUUCGUAUCAAAAGAUACUAGAAAAGGCUAAUUUCGAUAAUGCAAUUGAAAUUAGCAGUAAAAUUAACGAAGUUAUAGAUCAAAAUCAAUCGUUAUAUGCACAGAUCAGACAGAUCUCACAAGAUAAUAUAGAAUUGAAAAAUAAAUUAAAUAUCGAGAUUUCAAAAAACAAUGAAUUGAAACAAUCAAAUAAAAAAUUAAAUGAAAAUAUGAUUUUCCAGCUUCAUAAUAAAGAAGAAACUUAUAAAAAAGAAAUUAAUAAAAUAAAGAAGAAAUUCAAUUUAGAAAUGCAGAAAUUAUCACAAGAUUUCAAUAAAGCAAUAAAAGAAAACCAAAAUUUGAACACACAAAUUAAAGAAUUUAUUGCAAAGGAACAUCGAAAUUUAGAAGCUAUUUCGUUUUAUUUUGAUCAUGAAAUCACCUCAUUUGAUGAUUUAAUAGAUUCAAUCAGUAAGUUUUUCAAGCAAGACACCAUUAUUAAAUCACCCAAAAAUAAACCCGUUCAACAAAAUGAAAAACUAAAACAAUCGGCCAAGGAUGAUGAAAUGAAACGCAAAUAUAAACUUCUAAGCUCAAAGUUAAAAGAAAAAGAGAGUGAAAUCAAACAACUUCAAAUGAAAUUCGAUGUUCAAAAAAAUAAUGUCAAAGAUUUUGAAGUUAACUCGGCGAAAAUAUUGUCUCUGACAAGGAAAUUAGAAAGCACUGAAGAAGAUAAGAAAUUGCAAGAAGAGGAUUAUCAACAUCAAAUUAAACUUCUAAACCUUAAAAUCGAGAAUUUGAAAACCGAAAUUUUGAGACUUAAAAAUAAUUCAAAUUCAACUCAAAUAAAUUUAGUCCAGACACCAAUAAAGCAAGAAAUCUUAAAUAAUUUCUCUCCUAAAAAAGAUGAAUUGAAACAGAACGAUGAUUCCACAUAUGAGGAACUGAAUGCUAGAGUCAAAGAAUUGUCUUCAGAACUCGAGAACGUUAACAAAGAACGUCAAAAAUUAAUUGAAAAAAUCCAAAUAACAGAAAAUGAAUUCGAAAAUUAUAAAAUUAAUACAUUGAAGCAAGAAAAUGAUUUGAAGUCAUUAUCUGCCAUCCAUGAAGAGACUCUUAAUGAAUUAGAAAGUCUAAGAGAUGCUCUUCAUUCUCUUAACAUCAAAAAGCAAAAGAAAGGUGUUAAAGCAAUUAGAAAGAUUGAAGAAGAAGCCAAUAGCAAACUUGAAAAGGCUCAAACUAUAGCAGAUAACUACAAGCAGCAGAUUAAUGAGUACCAAAUUACAAUUACUCAAUUAAACGAGAAAAUCAAUUUACUUAAUUUAAGGAAUACAGAAGUAGUAAAGGAAAAUGAUAAUCUCAGUAAAAAAUUAAUGGAAUAUCAAGAAAAACUUGAUGCAGAAGUUGCUAAAAGUGCUGACAUCGUUUCAAAACAAGAUAAGGAGGCAAUUCCGAUCUCAUCCUGGUGUUUUAACGGAUUCGAUAAAAAGCUUUCUAAUAAAAUUGAAUUCAUUGGAAGGAAUGAAAAUCUGCAAACAUCUUCCAAAAUUCAAACUGCUUUCAAUACAAUUGCAAAGUUUUACAACAAGAGAAUUAAAAUAUUAAAUGAUGAAUCGUCCGCACUGAAUCAACAGUUAGAAUUUGUUAAAGACCGAUUUUCUAAGUUUAUUGUUGAUUUGUCAAUUGUAGUAAUUGGAAAAUCAACAUCAUUAGAUGAAAUUUUAUCAAAUAAUGGGCAAUACUUAAUUAAUCAAGUAAAUUCCUUAAAGAUUGAUCAUGAUACUCUUUCUCGGCAAGUAAAAGAAUUGUCAAUCAAAUUAUUUAAGGUUAAUAAAUUGUUUGGCAAAGAAAGCCCAAAGAAAUUCAAACAGCGCACAGAAAAAUUAAUAAAUGAGAUGCAUACUAAAAUUGAUAGAUUAGAAAGGAAAUAUAAGAAAUACAAAUCAUCAUUUUGCUCACUUAAAUCAUCUAAAGAAAAUGAUGACAUCGAAAUGAAGGCAAAUCUUGAAAAGCUCACAGCAGAAAAUAAUCAAUUCAAAUCAGAUCUUCAAGAUCUAACAAAGACAAAUUCAGAAUUAAAAUCACAAAAUCAAGAACUCAAUUCAAAUCUCAGAAAUGCAGAACAUAAACUUGAUGAAGAAAGCACAAAGCAUAAACAAGAAGUUGCUGAAUUAAAUAAUCAGCAUGAAGCAGACAAAAGCAAACAUAUGAAGGAUAUGUCUGCGGAAAUCAAAAGAGUUACAGAGCAAUUGAAACAAUCAAGCAAUAAUUGUGAUGACAGUAAAGCGCAGAUAAGCCGAAUGAAAAAUGUAAUUGCUGCUCAAAAAGCUACAAUUGAGCAAAUUUCGGCAGAUCGAGAAUAUCAAAAGAAAGUCAAUGAAAUUACUUUGAACUCUCAAGAAAAGAAAUUCCAAGUUGAGAAAAAGCAAAUUACUGAGUCUUACGAAUCAACAAUCAAAAAUCUGAAAGACCAAAUAAGUCAGCUUAACAGGGAUAUCAUAAAACUUUCUUCAAAAGAAUGA